AUGAGGAAGUGGGCCGACAUGUCCAACCUCUCGCAGGACUUCAGGCUACAAAUGGAUGAUGAGUCGUGGCCCCUCCAGUCAGGAAGCAGCAGCGGAGAGCUCUCUGGAUCAGGAGAGGCCCAGGCCGAGGCCCUGUGGUGGGGACACCACCUGCAGGUGGCGCUGGUCAACACGGUGGCCUUCAGGGGCAUCUGGCAGAAGCAGUUUCUGUUCACCAACUCCCAGAACCUGCCCUUCAUCCUGUCUGAUGGGACUCCCAUCAAGGUGCCCAGCUUCAACUCUUCUGGGAAGGCUGUCCACAAGGUUUAG
Amphiprion ocellaris (clown anemonefish) is the source of this 309-nucleotide messenger RNA. Its product is annotated as probable serpin E3. The record is from RefSeq and is a predicted model, not a curated record. The transcript has 2 exons. Lineage: Eukaryota; Metazoa; Chordata; Actinopteri; Pomacentridae. Bases 1 to 309 code for a protein of 102 amino acids.